Molecule: messenger RNA, 2471 nt
Organism: Tripterygium wilfordii
Lineage: Eukaryota; Viridiplantae; Streptophyta; Magnoliopsida; Celastrales; Celastraceae
Product: probable glycerol-3-phosphate dehydrogenase [NAD(+)] 1, cytosolic
Exons: 6
Coding region: 713-2104 (463 amino acids)
Biological process (GO): glycerol-3-phosphate catabolic process; carbohydrate metabolic process
Cellular component (GO): cytosol
Molecular function (GO): glycerol-3-phosphate dehydrogenase [NAD(P)+] activity; NAD binding
Source: RefSeq, a predicted model, not a curated record
GUAAUGCGGGCUGGUCCAUUGGACCUUCUCAACCCAUGUUUUGGCCCAUGGGCCGCAAUCUUAACAGAAAGAUGGGCUUUUCUUGCCUACCAACGAUUCAACCUUUUGAGGCCCACUAGAUCCGUAAUUCUAAAACGCCUCUUUUUUUUUUAAAAUCAGAUUCCGAAACGACUCUUGUUUUGCUGUCAAGCAGAAAACCAUGUUGGCACGUGGGGAAACCAUCCUCGCAUGAAUGAAAUCGAUGGUGGCGAUGAAACCAUCAUGUCGAGGGAGCAUCGUGACGUCAGCAAGGGCUCUCGCUUCUGGAAUACUCCGUCCCGUCACGCAAUAGAUCUGCUACGUUGGCAAAUAUUUGCUCCUUCUCUUCCAGAGUGUCCAAAACGCACAGUUUCAUUUCCCUUCUCCAUCUUCCACGCUCCUUCUGCUUGCAAAAGGCAAAAGCGGCACAAAAUUCCGAAGGACCCAUUUUGUGUCUCAGUCCAUGUGAACUCGCAAUUCAAUUUUGCUUCUGUUUCUUGAGAAACCCAUUACGCUCUUUUUUGAUUUCUGGAAGUUGCUGGUGCGUGUCAAUGUUUGGUUUACAGUUGCACAACCAGAGACUCGCUGUAACCGCGUUAAACGAGAAGCCGACACAGUGGGACUGGGGUUUCACUUCUAUUGCAGUUCCUAAGUGUCUUGAUUGUUGUAUUUUUAGCUGAGUGUCGGUGUGAAGAUGGUUGGAACCACCGAAUCAGUAAGCCAUAACGUGUAUUCCAAUAGCCCGAUUCCAAAUGGUUCUCUUGAAAAAAAACUUGAUGAGCUUCGACACCUCAUGGACAAAGCUGAAGGUGAUCCCCUGAGGAUUGUAGGCGUUGGAGCAGGAGCUUGGGGUGGUGUUUUUACUGCUAUGUUACAGGACGGUUAUGGUCAUUUAAGAGAUAAAGUUCUAAUAAGGAUAUGGAGAAGACCUGGAAGGGCAGUUGAUAGAGCAACCGCGGAGCAUUUGUUUGAGGUGAUCAAUUCGAGGGAAGAUGUAUUAAGGAGACUUAUCCGGCGUUGUGCGUAUCUAAAGUAUGUUGAGGCAAGAUUAGGUGAUCGGACAUUAUAUGCAGAUGAGAUUUUGAAAGAUGGGUUUUGCUUGAACAUGAUUGAUACACCUCUUUGUCCUUUGAAAGUUGUCACCAACUUGCAAGAGGCUGUAUGGGACGCUGAUAUAGUGAUCAAUGGCUUGCCAUCAACAGAGACACGUGAGGUGUUUGAAGAGAUUAGUAGGUAUUGGAAAGAGAGGGUUACGGUGCCAGUCAUAAUUUCUUUGGCGAAGGGUGUAGAAGCUGAGAUGGAGCCUGAACCACGCAUAAUAACUCCAACUCAAAUGAUCAAUCGAGCAACUGGAGUUCCAAUGGAAAACAUACUCUAUCUUGGAGGACCUAAUAUCGCCUCUGAGAUUUAUAACAAGGAAUAUGCUAAUGCUCGCAUUUGCGGGUCUGAGAAGUGGAGGAAACCACUGGCAAAGUUUUUGAGGCAGGCUCAUUUUAUAGUUUGGGAUAAUGGUGAUCUUGUCACACAUGAAGUUAUGGGUGGCUUAAAGAAUGUUUAUGCCAUUGGAGCAGGAAUGGUAGCGGCCCUAACUAAUGAAAGUGCCACCAGUAAAUCAGUUUACUUCGCACACUGCACGUCAGAGAUGAUAUUCAUCACACAUCUGUUGUCAGAAGAGCCAGAGAGACUUGCAGGGCCUUUGUUGGCUGACACCUAUGUGACCCUGUUGAAAGGCCGUAAUUCAUGGUAUGGGCAAAAAUUGGCAAAAGGGGAAUUGAGCAUUGAAAUGGGUGAUAGCAUCAAGGGCAAGGGGAUGAUUCAGGGAGUUUCUGCUGUAAAAGCAUUUUAUGAACUACUCAGUCAGUCCUGCUUAAGUGUCUUACAUCCUGAAGAAAAGAAGUCCGUAGCUCCUGUUGAGCUUUGCCCCAUACUGAAGAUGCUAUAUAAAAUACUCAUAAAAAGGGAGUUUUCAGCUGAGGCCAUUCUACAAGCAUUGCGAGAUGAAACGAUGAAUGACCCACGUGAUCGAAUUGUGAUUGCACAAUCCCAUGUUUUCUACAGACCAUCCCUUCUCGGUCACGAUUCUUGAUUGCACAUUUUUUUACUUAUAUAUGUAAACCGCAGUUUCCAGUAAGUGUAAGCGUAACAGUCUCUAGUGUACCAUCCUGAGAUUGGACUUUGGAAGAUGAAGGGCUUGAAUUGUUUGUAAAGUAGUGUAUUACAAAAAAAAAAAUUCCGUUAUUGAAGACAAGGGAUGGAAUAAGUUUCUGGGAUUGAGAGUUUUACUAAGUGCUCUCUUGUAUUUCUCAUUUUGAUUUUCUUUCUCUCCGUUGAUGAUGGUUGUAAAUAAUGUAUUUUUGCUAUAUUGCAAAAGGAACGGAGAUACAGCAAACAAUUUAAGGAUGGUACUUAAGAUAUCCCAUGUUUCCUUUAUAUUUUUAUUGAGAAGUCAUGGA